AAAACAGUUUUGCCUGCAGUCGGCUCUAUUUUUGGUUAAGUCACGCAGGAAUUGGAAUUUACACCUGCCGUGUGUUUUUAUUAAAAAAAUUCCACACGUCGUAUUAUGGUGUAUUUUGGAAAGUUGAUGAAAUUUUUGAAAAUAAAAUUCUCCUGUCAUUUUGUGUUUAUUAAAUUUACUCUGGAAUAUUUUUGAGAACAAUGACGACGGGACGACGAAGAGCAUCACAUUCAAAUUCAGGGAAUUCAUUGUUCAAUUCCUCCGGGAGUUUUCGAUCUCGAACACUUAAUUUUCGACCUAAUUCCACACAAGAGGAUCGAGGAGGUACGAGACCAACAGCUGUUCCAAGUUCAAUUGGUCUUAUUUUAAUAACAGCAAUUCUUCAUAUUUGUAAAAAAUCCCUGCUCUUCGAUACAAAAUUAAAAGUUGCUUUAUAUCUCGGAGCUCUUUUUCUCGGCUCUAUUGUUACCGAUGCAAUCAAGGUGCCAAGAAGUUAUUUUUCCAGAUCGGAUAAUGCACUGAAUCGGUAUUUUAUAAAAUGGGCCUGGGGAUGGCUGCUGACGACAAUGAUACCAUGGGUUGUGUUAACAGUGCACACAAUUGGUUGUGGUCGACGAAUUAUUUUAAUAAAACACAUGACGCGUUUGAUUUUCGCCACGUGCGCUUGGAUUCUUUGGAUAAAUUUGUUUCACUACAUUGAGACAAAUUUCGGAAGGUGCUACAAUACGAAAGAUAUUCUUUUACAGGAGAAAUCAAAAUGCCUUCAAGUUGGUAAAUUUUGGAGUGGUCUCGAUAUUUCUGGACAUGCUUUCAUUAUAAUUUACUCGAGUCUUAUUCUUGCCGAGGAGGGUAGAAGUUUAAUUGGAUGGGAAGGAAUAAAAGAUUUAAUAAUACAAGAGGAACAUACGAGAACAGUUGCAACGGAAAAUAGUACGGGUCCAUUGAAGAAUUUAUGUGAUGAGGAUUUUCAAUUUUUGAAAAAAGCUUACAAAGUAUUGACACCAUAUUUACGUGGUCUCUUCAUAACAAUGACCGUGCAACAAUUAUUAUGGGACAUUAUGCUCGUGGCGACAAUUCUUUAUUAUCAUAAUAUGGCGGAGAAAUUUCUUGGCGGUGUGGCAGCAAUUUUCACAUGGUACAUGAGUUAUCAUUGGUUAUUUAGAAUGACAACAUUGGGAUGUACGUGCCCUGGACAGGGACUCUUUAAAUAUGCCGCUGAGCCAAAAAUAAAUAUCGAGAAUAAUUCUCGUAUGCGAAGAAAUACGUUAAAUAACACAAGAACGAGGUAUGGAUUUAUCGGUGUAUUGAGAAGUAUGUUUUUUAAUUAAAAAAUAAUAUGACACCGAAGAAAUAAAUAAAUGCUUUUCUAGACAAACUGCUGUGGUAAUCAGGGAGUCUAAAAAAGUUAAUUUAGCUUUAAUUGAGAAAAAAAACGCAAAACAUUUAGUACAAAUAAAUUUAUAUAAAUAGAAUUUGUCGAACCAUGAUUUAAGCAUUUUACACUUUGGUGAGAAUUAAGAUUUUUAUUUAUUAAUCGAUUAAUAGGGGAAUUUAUUUAUUAAAGGGAAAAUUGUGACAAUUUUUCCGAGUACGAAUUUUUUUGUACUCUGAAUGCCAUUUAUUAAAAUGUAAUUUUUAAUUAUUUUAAAUGAUUUUAAAUGAUUAGUUAUUUAAAUUAUUAAAAUUCUAAUAGUUUAUUAUUUUUUGGUGUCUGUGAAUGUCAUUACGAAUUUAAAGAAUUAAAUUUCUUUACUUGUAAAUAAUCCAAACGCACUGAACAAAUAACGAAUAAUUUUUUAUAUUAUAAUGAAAAUUUGUAAAAGAUUAACAAAAAAUUCAAGUGAAAGUAAUGAAAAAAAAAAUUAUUUCUUUAUAUAUUUGUAUUUGUCGUGUGUUUUUUCUUGGAUUGUUAUUUUAUUGUAAAUCUUUCAAAUUGUACAGUUAAUAAUUUUAAAACAUAUUCCUGUUUUGCUAUCAAAGAUUUAUCGCAGAAUAAUAGAUAUUUUUAAUAUACAUUACAUGAUUCAUUAAAUCAAUAUACAAUUGUUUCUAUUAUUCAGCAAAAUGUAAUUUCAUGAAAAAUUUGAAAAUAAAUUAAUCAAUUUGAUACAAUUAAA
Molecule: messenger RNA, 2117 nt
Organism: Leptopilina heterotoma
Lineage: Eukaryota; Metazoa; Arthropoda; Insecta; Hymenoptera; Figitidae
Gene: Fitm
Product: acyl-coenzyme A diphosphatase FITM2
Exons: 2
Coding region: 201-1328 (375 amino acids)
Biological process (GO): phospholipid biosynthetic process; lipid droplet organization; lipid storage
Cellular component (GO): endoplasmic reticulum membrane
Source: RefSeq, a predicted model, not a curated record